Molecule: messenger RNA, 1530 nt
Organism: Octopus sinensis (East Asian common octopus)
Lineage: Eukaryota; Metazoa; Mollusca; Cephalopoda; Octopoda; Octopodidae
Product: E3 ubiquitin-protein ligase rnf168-like
Exons: 5
Coding region: 49-1350 (433 amino acids)
Biological process (GO): double-strand break repair
Cellular component (GO): nucleus; site of double-strand break
Molecular function (GO): ubiquitin-protein transferase activity; nucleosome binding
Source: RefSeq, a predicted model, not a curated record
CAGACAAAGGUCCAUCCUCUCAAAGACACCCCAGUAUUAUUAAGUUGGAUGGAGAACUAUACGUGUCCGAUUUGCAUCAAUCUUCUCAUCGAGCCUGUAACGUUGCCAUGCAAACACGAGUUGUGUCUUCCGUGUUUCCAACAGAACUUCGAAGAGUCCCUAUGUUGCCCGAUGUGCCGCACCCGGAUCUCUUCCUGGGUGAGAAAACAGAGCAAAACCAAGAAACUUGUCAACGAAAAAAGAUGGAAAGAAAUCAAAACUUUAUUUCCCGAAAAGGUUCGACUUCGCCAAGAAGGAUUCGAGGAAGAUUCCGAAAUAGAUCAAAUUUUUCAACCUCCAAGACUACAAUUAGCAGAACCUGGAGAAAUCCGGGAAGAGUAUGAGAAAGCAGUUAAGAAGCUAAAUGAAGAAAGAGAAGCACAGAAACGGAAGGAAGAAGAAGCAAGUGUUGCUCUCUUGAACUCCCUUCGCGAAGAGGAAGAACGGUUAAGACGUGAACAACAGAAAUUAGAGUCACAACUUAAAAAGGAUGAGGAACUUGCUCGUCAGUUGGAGUCUGUAGGUACUCCAGCACUGCACAAGAAAGACGAGAGAGUCUUGGAUGGUGAGCAGAACAAUUCAGUGAUGGCCAACAGAGUUGAGGAAAGGGAAACGAUUGAUGACAUUACUGCCUGCCAUUCUCUUCAGCCAACCGUGGUUAUUGAAGGGAUAAGUAAGACCAGUUCUAACAGUCGCUCACUGGAAACAGACUCUUUGACAGCUGAAAGUAGUCAGUUGAAAGAUGAUGAUUUCAAUCGUACUUUUGAAGCUGCUGACAACCCAGACAGUCCCACCUGGUCGGCAGAUGCUACCUCUCCUACACUGAACUGCAACAGUGUACCCAAACCCAACACAUUGUCCUACAUUAAAUCCCCUUUAAAACAGUUUAAUUCGUUUGGCAUAAAAGAUUCUGAGCGUCGAAUAUUGUUUGAGAAGAAACUGAAUGUGAAUAAAAAAGAUGUUGGAAGAAGCCGCAUUUCAAAUGUUCAUUCUAAACUCAAGCCAAACAUGAAAUCUGAUCAGAACUCUAAAUCUGCAAAGCUGGAUUUGUAUUUCAGUAAAAAAGACACUAACCACCAUUCCAGCAACUAUUUCGAUGAUGCUAAAGAUCUCACAGAAGAACAGGAUAGAUUGUUUGCAUUAGCACUCCAGAAACAAUACGAUCUAGAAGUCAAACUUUCCUCAACAGUAAACCGUUCCAAAGGUACAUCAGACGGGUACAAGUUGAGGGCAAAGAACGAAACAUCGACCAACGACAAACGCAAAAGGAGCUCAAGCAACGAGAGAGCCUCCAAAAAAGCAAAAACUUAAAAAAAGAAACCCUGGAAGAACGAGUGAACAUGAGUACUUGGACAUGUCUCAGAAAGAGCUCACAAUUGGUGGAUGACAGCACUGAUUAAAAAAAAAUCAACUGAAGAGUUUUCUUCACUUCCACAUUGUAAAAAAAAAAAAACUAGAUUGGGUCAGAUUCAGUUGAUUUCCAGAGGAAAA